AUGAAAACCUUCCGCAUCGUUAUCGCAGCUCUGCUUUGUGUUUCGAAACCGCGCUCCAAUAUCGGAGACACAAAGGGCAAUCCAAUCCGAGCAGAUAUUGAGAUCCGCGGAGAGGAUGCCCUGACCUACGAUGUGGACUGCUGGGCCAUUCUAUGCAAGGUGAAGCCUGCAGUAAUGCAAAAGUUGAGCCAAAAGACAGCCGACAGGAACCGACAGGUAAAGAUCGGCAGUGCGGCCAAAAAACAACCAUUCGCAAACCGAGCCAAGUAUGGGAUAAAAGCUAGCCCUGCAACAAGUGCCUUGGCGGAUCAUCAGCCCUGGGGAUCUGCGGAGGAAUUUCCUCUUGCAUCAACUGCUGAUGGUGGGAAAAAUGCAAUUCUGGUCGGAGUCACGGAAAUCUCGCAGAAAGAGCAGAAAAGCUCAUUGCAUGCCUUCUACCAUGCAAACAAAAUUCGGGCAUAUAACGAGACCUCGAAAAGCUCAGUAAGAUCGUGGUUCGAGAUUACAGGGUUUAAAACUAGGGCUGGGACGACAGCUAGUGUUGGGCCCUACUGCAAGGCAUUUAAUGCCAAAGACAUGAAUGUCUGCAGUGCGGGCACCAAGGUCAUUGGUAACUGGAGGUUUGAUGUGGCCGAGUAUGCUUACAUCUACAACCACCAGAAAAAGAAGUUUGAAUAUGUGGGGAAAUAA
Molecule: messenger RNA, 690 nt
Organism: Aspergillus vadensis CBS 113365
Lineage: Eukaryota; Fungi; Ascomycota; Eurotiomycetes; Eurotiales; Aspergillaceae
Exons: 5
Coding region: 1-690 (229 amino acids)
Source: RefSeq, a predicted model, not a curated record